GUUCCAAUAGCGAAACCCGGAAGUAAGCUUUAGAAGAAGGCUGCCCUGUAAGGCGAGCACACGGCAGGACGGGGAGUGGGAGUGGGAGUGGGUUCCUUUCUUCGGCACGUCGGACGUUCGUCAGAGUCAAAGUAGUUUUUUUUAAAAAGUAAAGUUCGCGUCCGUCAUGUUGGCCCGUCGUGUCCAAGGGGGAGUCGUAGCGGUGUGAGGCGCUGCUCGUGGCGCAGACACGGACUCUGCGAGGCGGUGAUAUGUGAUAGCAGCAGCAUGCCGUACGUGGACCGUCUGAAUCGUGUGUGUGGCUUCUUGGAUAUCGAAGAGAAGGAGAACAGCUGCCGUUUCCAGAGGCGCUACUUCAUCCUGGAUACGCAGGGGAAUGCUUUGCUGUGGUACAUGGACAACCCUCAGAACCUGCCCAGUGGAGCAAGCUUUGUUGGCAGCCUGAGACUAACGUAUAUCUCCAAGGUGAAUGAAGCGACGGCAAAGCAGAAGCCGAAGACAGAGUUCUGCUUUGUCAUCAAUGCAGUAUCCCGAAGGUACUUUCUCCAGGCCAAUGAUGUGAUGGAUAUGAAGGACUGGGUCGCUGCUCUCAACCAGGCCAGCAAAAUCACUGUUCCUAAGUCUGGUGCGGCAUCUUCAAGGUCCCAUGUGUCUGCAAUUGUCAGUGACGUUCAUGGUGGAAAGAAGCAGCACGCGUACAAGACAGAAAUCAUCGGGGGAGUGGUAGUGCACACUCCUAUUCAGAAUGAAGCAGAGGACACUGAGAAGAAAGGCAUCAAGCCUGGUGUGCUGAGGUCCAGCUACUGUGUGAAGCAAGGCAAUGUUAGAAAAAGCUGGAAGAGACGCUUUUUUACCCUUGACAACAACGCGGUCAGUUACUACAAGUCUGAGAUGGAUAAGGAGCCUCUGCGAGCCAUUCCCCUUCGGGACAUUCAGAAGGUCCAUGAAUGCCUCGUCAAGUCGGGUGAUCUGCUGCUGCGAGACAACCUGUUUGAGAUCAUCACUGGAUCCCGAACCUUCUAUGUUCAGACAGACUCUCCAGAGGACAUGCAUGGCUGGAUCAGGGACAUCGAGAUGAAGAUUCAGGAUUUCAGAGGCCCCCUUAAGGGGUUUUCAUUUAAAAGAGCUUCAUCUCUCUAUCGAAGUCACAAAGCUUCUGCGUGUCAAGGUCGACGAGGCGAAGAGCACCGCCCAGCGCUCACCAAGUCAUGCUCCGUGACGCCGGGCUGGCAGCCGUGGAUGCCUAUCCUCCCACCUGGGGCUGCCAUCAUGGAUGCGGAAGACGACGACGACAGCGCUUUCAGCGCCGUGCCUACCUUUGCUUCACUCUCCUCCUCCCCCAACUCAUCCUCCACCUCCUCCUCCUCCAACUCCCUCUCCACCCUCGCUUCUUGCCCCACCGCGCCCUCCUGUGGACUGGGUAUCCUCACCGCAUCCGGGGAUGCGGCGUGCGGGCGUCGCCGGCACCGAUCGCAGCCCCAGUCUCACACAGCGUGCACUUUCCCCUUCAACUUGGAGGAUGACAGCAUCCGUACCACUGAUGUCUAGGUUGUGUUUUGUUAUUGGACGCGAAUGUGGGUGGUUAUGUAGUAUUCCUUGUAUAAAAGGUGACCUGCUAUUGGGGCCCCCCCUGCUGGUCAUAUGGAUGUGUUACAGCUAGGAUAUACAGUGUUGUAUUCUCAGAGAAAUGUUAAAAAAUAGGAUGAAGCCUUUUGUUGAUGUUAAUGUAUAUUGCGCAGCUUCUUCCGAAAACUUGAAAAACUUAAUUGUUCUUGCAGGGCUGCAAACGAUGGCACAUGCUUUUAACCCCUGGCACUUGUCUACAAUCAGACAAAAAAUAGCAUGCUAUAAAUACUCAGGCAUGUGACUUUUAUUGUUCAUAAUCUUUUCUUACAGUAUUCUUUCCGGAGAGACACAUGACACAAAUGUCUCACAGUAACCUUUAUUAACAUUCAACAAGCAUUUCCUGACCACAAGUGAAAGUGGAAAAACUCAAAUUGAGAAACAAGCUAAUUCAUAUUAACACCAUAUUAAAUAAUAUAGCAACACUAUAUGGUACUUGAUGAAGAAUAUACUGCUGACUAGCAGGUUGAAUGGUGUCUAAAUGUGGUUCAUGUUUUCCCCUGUAGCAUUAUAAAGGUUUAUAACGCUGCCACUUCAUGUAAUUUAUUAGCAAUUUUGCACUUCGUUUUUAUUCCUUUACCACUGCAUACGCUUCACCACUUUGAUAACUUCCUCUAAGGUGUCUAAAAUAGUUUGUAUUGGAAAAACACCGGUGCCUUCAACUCAUGCUUGAAUCCCUUAAUUUUCCUCCUUUUAUAUUAAAUCUUGUUUUUGUA
Messenger RNA from Nerophis lumbriciformis (worm pipefish), 2339 nucleotides. It is a transcript of the gene plekha2, whose product is annotated as pleckstrin homology domain containing A2. The record is from RefSeq and is a predicted model, not a curated record. Lineage: Eukaryota; Metazoa; Chordata; Actinopteri; Syngnathiformes; Syngnathidae.